AUGAGACUGUGGAAGAGGAAAAUUACCGUUGCUGAUGAUGUGGUGACAUCUGCGGUACAUCUGACAUUACGACAAUCACUUAUACCCAAUUUUCUAGUCACAAUCCUUUUUUUCCUCUGGGGAUUUGCCUACGGACUUCUGGAUGUUUUAAAUCCUCAUUUCCAAACUUCCCUCAACAUCACCGCUUCAAAAGCCUCCGGCCUAUCAGCCGCCUACUUUGGUGCUUAUGCGCUCUGCCCAACAACAAUAAGUGGCUGGGUACUUCGAAGAUGGGGAUUUAGAGUCACAUUCAUGACUGGGCUCUGUGUCCUUGCGGUUGGUUGUCUUUUAAUGUGGCCAAGCGGGGUGAAACAUUCAUUUGGCGGAUACUGUGGUAGUAUGUUCGUUGUUGGAGCCGGAUUAUCAACUCUCGAAACUGCAGCAGAUCCUUUCCUCUCCAUCUGCGGUCCUCCAAGAUAUUCAGAGAUUCGUCUCAAUCUCGCACAGGCUGUUCAAGCUGUGGGUUCUUUCGUCGCCCCCCUCCUAGCUUCUCGCGUUUUUUUCGCUAAGACAGUCGACAAUGAUCAAGGACUCAAGAACGUUCAAUGGACUUACCUCGGUGUUGCUGGUUUUGUCGGCCUUCUGAUCGUCUUGUUUUAUUUGGCACCAAUGCCAGAAAUCACGGAUGCUGAUAUGAGCACCCAAGAAUUGGAAAUUGCCGAUUAUGACCCUGGACCAUUCAAAAGACAAUUCAAUCUCUUCCUUGCUGUUUGGAGUAUGUUCUGUUAUAUUGGUGCACAAGUUUCGGUUGCAAAUUAUUUUGUCAACUUCUGUGUAGAAGCAGGCAAAGAUGCACCUACCAGCUCCGACAUAUUCGCUGCAGCACAAGGUCUUUAUGCUUUCAACCGUUUCGUAGCCGGUGGUCUCAUGACUUUCAAAGUCUUCAAACCUCGCUAUAUCCUAGCAGCCUACCUCUUUCUAUCCUGGCUCUUUGUUCUCUCUGCCUCUCAAUCGCAUGGUAAUGGCAGCAUUGCCUGUCUAGUUCUGGUCCUGUGUUUCGAGUCCGCCUGUUUUGCUACAACCUUCACCCUCGGCCUCCGUGGUCUCGGUCGACAUACCAAACUCGGAGGAUCACUCUUGGUAGCUGCAAUUUCUGGAGGAGCAGUAUUUCCACCUAUGACGGGUGCUGUAGCCACGCAUCUAACAAAUUCUGGAAGCAAGAAACCAUUCCAUAUGGCCAUGUUAAUUCCUAUGAUGGCAUUUGUGUUGGCAUACAUUUAUCCCGUAUAUGUGAACUUUAUCGUUAAGGACAGAAUGGAUGAACGAAGAUUGACCGCUGUGGGUAUCGACCCUGUUAAUGAAAAGGAAUUCGCGUUGAAGCAAACUGAAAGUGCUGGUGCGCCUGCACUAGCUAAGGAGCUUGAGGCUGGUAAUGGAAAUGUGGAAACAGUGGAGCGGGUCUAA
Messenger RNA from Sclerotinia sclerotiorum 1980 UF-70, 1443 nucleotides. RefSeq lists its product as hypothetical. The coding region runs from base 1 to 1443 and encodes 480 amino acids. Gene Ontology annotation, molecular function: transmembrane transporter activity. The transcript is spliced from 5 exons. Gene Ontology annotation, biological process: transmembrane transport. NCBI's taxonomy places the organism in Eukaryota, Fungi, Ascomycota, Leotiomycetes, Helotiales, Sclerotiniaceae. The record is from RefSeq and is a predicted model, not a curated record.